UGAUCAUCAUAACUGAUUAAGCUUGAAAACCUCUUUCAAACUCUCUCUUCAAAUAAUCUCCAUUUUUUUUUCUCUCUCUCUCUCUCCUCUUCCUCUCUCUCUCUACAUCCGCCAUGGGAGGAGACGAUGAAAUCUGCAACAUCAGGCUCGGCCUAGGAUUGGGUUUUGGCGAAGAAUAUGUUCCAAAGAAGAAGAUUAAUAAUCAUAACCCAAAAUUCUUCUCUGACCUCUCUUUCACUCUCAUUCCAAAGGAGGAAGCGAUUAACGUGGAGAUUGAAGCUUCUUCAAGCGAUCAUGAUCAUUUGAAGAGAAUUAGAAGCAAUAAUAAUCAAGAUCAAAUUAGAGAUUCCAGCUCCAUUGUAAUCAAUGGAUCAUCAGAGAGGAAAAAACUCAGGCUUUCCAAAGAACAGUCAAAUUUGCUCGAAGAAAGCUUCAAACUUCACACGACCUUGAAUCCGGCUCAGAAGCAGGCACUUGCCCAACAAUUAAACCUCAAAACACGACAAGUGGAAGUUUGGUUUCAAAACCGACGAGCAAGGACGAAACUGAAACAAACGGAAGUAGAUUGCGAGUUUCUGAAGAAAUGCUGCGAAAGGUUGAACGAAGAGAAUCGAAGGUUGAAAAAAGAGGUUCAAGAAUUAAGAUCCUUAAAAAUUGGAGCUUCUCAGUUGUAUAUUCAGCUGCCCAAGGCGGCGACGCUCACAAUUUGCCCUUCUUGCAACAAGCUUACGAGGAACGCCGCCGCCACCGCCGCCGCGCCUCUGCCACAAUAA
Momordica charantia (bitter melon) is the source of this 773-nucleotide messenger RNA. RefSeq names its product homeobox-leucine zipper protein HAT22-like. The record is from RefSeq and is a predicted model, not a curated record. Gene Ontology annotation, molecular function: sequence-specific DNA binding; DNA-binding transcription factor activity, RNA polymerase II-specific. Lineage: Eukaryota; Viridiplantae; Streptophyta; Magnoliopsida; Cucurbitales; Cucurbitaceae. Gene Ontology annotation, biological process: regulation of DNA-templated transcription.